GCGAAAACUAUACGGUUUUCGCAUCGCCUCGCGGUGGACCACCUAAUGUUUAUUGUUGUGGCAAUUUUAUUGUCUAUAUUUUUGCCUUCAAUAGUGAUAAUUGUAAUUUAAAAAACGUUAAGAAACCAUGUUAGUCAAUGCGAUGGUAGGUGUGAAACUUUAGUAUGAAAAGUUCUAAGUUCGAUUGUGAUUUCUGGUUUGAAAUUGUGGAGAAAUGAAGAUUCUACAGCCAAGCUGGGUCCAUCAUGAUGAGAAAUCAAUUUUCUCGAUCGAUAUUCACCCUGGCGGGGAAAAAUUUGCCACCGGCGGCCAGGGAAAUGAUUCCGGUCGGGUCGUCAUCUGGAACUUGUUGCCAGUGGUCAAUGAGGAAGCGGAGAAGAAUAAGAAUGUCCCGAGGAUGCUCUGCCAAAUGGAUAAUCACUUGGCGUGUGUCAACUGUGUGCGGUGGAGUGGCAGCGGGACAAUGUUGGCGUCCUGCGCCGACGAUAAGUUGAUUAUGAUCUGGAAGAAAUCCGUUGGGGGAAGUUUUUUCGGAACAAGUAAAAUGGCAGAAUACUGGAGGUGUAUUUCAACGUUGCGAGGGCACGCUGGGGACGUGUUGGAUUUAGCAUGGUCACCACAGGAUCGAUUCAUAGCUAGCUGUAGCGUGGAUAAUACUGUUAUUAUAUGGGACGCGAAGCAGUUUCCCACUAUUCUGCAGGUGAUGAAGGGACACACCGGUUUGGUGAAAGGAGUAACGUGGGAUCCGGUGGGGAAGUUUGUUGCAUCGCAGAGCGAUGACAGAACGUUGAAAAUAUGGAAGACGUCAAACUUUUCCCUGUUCAAAACUAUUACGGAGCCCUUUGAGGAAUGUGGUGGUACGACACAUAUCCUGCGAUUGUCUUGGUCUCCUGACGGUCAGUAUCUUGUGUCGGCUCAUGCCAUGAACGGAGGAGGACCAACAGCACAAAUUAUCGAAAGAGAUGGGUGGAAAUGUGACAAAGAUUUCGUUGGUCACAGAAAAGCUGUAACAUGCGUCAGAUUUCACAACUCGAUUCUCAAGAGGACCGCGCCCAAGACUAACAAAUCUCAACAGUAUUGCUGCUUAGCGGUGGGUGCAAGGGAUAAAAGUUUGUCGGUUUGGUUGACAGCACUGCAGCGACCGCUGGUGGUGAUUCAUGAUCUCUUUCAGGAUUCAAUACUGGACUUGAGUUGGAGUCAUGAUGGUUACAUUUUAUUGGCUUGUAGUGGCGAUGGCCAUGUCGCAUGUCUUCAGUUUAGUGCCGAAGAGCUUGGAACGCCACUUUCGGAAGAAGACAAGAACAGUCUCUAUCAACGAAUGUAUGGUAAAGAUAUAACAUUGGAUCUCAACGCCCAAUCUGAUAAGGAUAUGAUUAUAGAGAAUGCAGAAUUUUUGAAAAUUACGCAAAACAAACUAACCGCACCUUCGUUAAUACCUGACCAAAUGCCAUCACAAACAGAGAAAACUGCCAUAGUCGUAAACAAACCCGCCCAGAAAGAAGUUCCACCAAGUGCGACUCAAUCUACUGUUAGUCAGGAAGCCCAGCGACCUAUUCUCAAGCAGAUUGAAACAAAGACAGCCGAUGGAAAGCGUCGUAUCACUCCGAUGUUUAUCCCACUGAAUGACGAUGCUGAAGCACCCGCGUCCGGUGGUGGGCAAUUUUCUAGUAGUAGUGUUAGCAAAAGCAAUAUUAUCACUGUCGAAAUGAAAGCUGAUCCGAUUGUUUCGAGUGUCAGCGUAGCGCCGAAGGACAACGAAUCGGCAAUAAAUGAUCUAGUGGAGCAAACAGUUAAGCUUGAUGUUCGGUUGAAGAAACGAGUUCCCAGUCCCCCGAGACGAGUUGAAUUCUCACCGGAAAGAUCGGUCAAGAGUUCUUCUGAUAAUCGAACAGAGGGCAGAGUACAACCGCAACCUGUCCUUUCUGGCAAGGCAAGUGUUCUGAAGGGAACAACGGUGAGAGCCUUCGGUGAUUAUCGGAUACAAUUAACGAACGAUGCCAUUAAAACUGGCUUCGGAGCCCUGUGCCGAGUGGUGGGUAAUCUGCUGACAGUACCUGGACCGGACAAAAAAAUAUGGGAAACCGUUAUUGGUUCACCGGUUGUCAGUUGUUCAAUUUCGAAAAAAUUUGUAGUGUUUUGCAGCGUGGAUGGAAGCAUUCGAUUCGCGGAUAUCCACACAGGCGCACCGAUACUCCCGAUCAUGAGUCUUACGAGUCCGGUGCUGCACUGCACGUUUAGUUCAAGUUGCAAAUUGGGAGCUGUUCUUACAGAGAAUUGCACGAUACGUGUGUGGGAUUUGGAUGAACAAUGUAUCUUCCUGAAUGCAACCUGCCAGGAUAUUAUGGGAACAAGCUUCGCAACAAUGCUUCACGUAUCCGACGAAGGUGUUCCAUUCAUCAUUCUUGCAAAUGGCGCAUCAUUUUCCUAUUGUAAAAAACUGGAGAGUUGGCUCAUCACCAAUUCAUCUGAUCCGAUCAUGCGGCAUGGGUUGUUCACCGGUAAAACAAGUGCCAACGUGCGGAACAUGAAGUCAUUUCCGCUUACAACGGUCCAAUGCUUUGCCAAUGCUCAACCAAUUAAUCCACGGAGCUUCCUAGAGAACCCAAACAAUGGUUGGCAAACCUCAGCAAUGCUCGCGUUCGUUGAGAAUCAAAUAAAGCUCGCUGAAAUGAUCAAUUCACCGAGGGAAAUGCAGCACUGGUAUCUGAUGCUAGGAUUUCAGCUGGCGCAACACGGUACCGAAGCGAAAGUACGCCAAGUGCUGGAUCAACUGUUGGGAACGUCGUUCCGUCUUGAAGACACUGCCAAAUCGACUAUUCUCGGUAUUUCAAAGUACACACUGUUCGAAGAAAUUUUGGAUCAACUCAAAACACAGCCAAAGUGGCAGCGAAUAUAUACUGAAUAUUCGGAGCAGCUGAAAUUUCGCAGGGGAGAACAACAGGAUGCGGAAAUGACCGCUGUCCAAGAAUAAGGUUCGUGCGAUGUUGUUCUGGUUUGGGCCAUGUUUUGGGGGGAUUUUUAUGGUGUCAAAGCAAGUGUAAAUAUGCGUUAUAAACGCCUAUAGGAAAGCAAUCAAA
Toxorhynchites rutilus septentrionalis is the source of this 3077-nucleotide messenger RNA. It is a transcript of the gene Hira, whose product is annotated as protein HIRA homolog. Gene Ontology annotation, biological process: regulation of DNA-templated transcription; DNA-templated transcription; chromatin remodeling. Gene Ontology annotation, cellular component: HIR complex; nucleus. Lineage: Eukaryota; Metazoa; Arthropoda; Insecta; Diptera; Culicidae. The transcript is spliced from 5 exons. Bases 215 to 2971 code for a protein of 918 amino acids. Gene Ontology annotation, molecular function: protein binding; nucleosome binding. The record is from RefSeq and is a predicted model, not a curated record.